AUCUCAAGAAGUUGCACAGCUGAAUCAACCCCCAAGGAUGAGUUCCACCCCAUCUGAGAAGGACAUCCCUGUCCACACGGAGAAUGUCACCCGUAACAGGGUGCAUACGGAAGACGCACUCCACUACGAAGUCAUCCAAGAAGAUGUCCAGGUCGAGCAGCUAGUCAGUGAAGUGCAAGCUGUCGAUGAGGCGAAGGCCCGUGAGCUCCAAGCCGAACUCGCAGCCAGCAGCCAGCAGGGCUACCAUCCUAUCACUCCUGAGGAAAGGAAGGCACACAAUAGCCUCAACCUGAAGUUUGAUCUUCUCGUCGUUCCAUUCUGCGCGCUGAUAUACCUGUUCAAUGGUCUCGAUCGCAGCAACGUCGGUAAUGCGGUGACAAACGGUUUCAUCACGGAUCUUAAUCUCCCAGCAAACUCGGUCAACACGGCGACAACUCUCUUCUUCGCGACCUACGUCCCUUUCAUGCCUAUAUCCGCGUCCAUUGGCAAGCGGGUCGGCCAAUCUUACUGGCUCGGCGUGAUGGGUGUGUGCUGGGGUAUCCUCACUUUGGGACACACGUUUGUGAAGACUCAGGGACAACUGAUUGCCAUUCGUCUCCUCAUUGGGGUCGCAGAAUCUGGUUUCUUCGCGACAGCCACGUCAUACAUCGCGCUCUUCUAUCCGCGUCACAAUCUCGCGCUCCGUAUCGCAUUCUUCUACUUCGCGUUCGCCAUUGCCGGGGGAUUCGGUGGUCUUAUCGCAUACGGAUGUUUCAGUAUCAACGGCAAGCUGUGGGGAUGGCAGUAUCUGUUCAUUAUCGAGGGUGUCCUUUCCAUCCUCAUCGCGAUUGUCACUCCCUUCUGGCUCCCUGUCAGUCCUGGCCGUGCAUGGUUCUUGACGAAGGAGGAGCGUCACUACGCCGAUAAGCGCAUGGUCAUUGACGCUGCAGCCAACACCGAUUCUACAUUCCGUCUUUCGCGGCGUGAUGUUGUCGAGGCAUUCAAAGAUUGGAAGAUGUGGAUCAUGCUCCCAAGCAACAUCUUCGCCACCCUGGGCCCUGCUGGCUUCUCCAUUUUCUUCCCUGUUGUCGUCAAGGGCCUUGGGUACUCCGGAGCUCUCGCGAACCUCAUGACCGUCCCACCUUAUGUUAUCGGUGCAAUCACCGUGCUGUGUAUGGCUUACUCCUCCGACCGCUUUAAGGAGCGCACUUACCACACUCUUGCCGGUGUCACCGUCGUCAUCAUUGGGCUGGCCUUGGCCAUUGGUAUCCCCCUGGAGAAUACAAAGGGACGCUACGGCGGCCUCAUUAUCCUGCUCAUGGGAACUUUCGUUUCCACGCCAAUCACCACAGCCUGGAUCGCUGGUAACACGCCCGAACCUGGCAAGCGUACAGUUGUUCUUGCCAUCAACGGGUGGGGCAACAUCGGCGGUAUCAUCGGCUCUGAGAUCUACAUUCCCCAGUACGGACCCGAUUACCGUUAUCCUCUCACGAUCUCCCUCGUCCUUCUCUGCUGCUGCUGGGUCGGUUACGUCGUGGUGAAUUUGUACCUGCGCUAUGUCAACCAUACCCGUGCGAAGAUCGUUGCCAAUAUGACGCCCGAGGAGCUCGAGCGCGAGAACAAGGAUGCCACGCGCUAUGCCGAUAAGAAGUUGACCUUUGUUUACGGCCUGUGAGCGCGGAAAUGCCCUCCUGAAGUAAUCAAAACUGCUGGACAAAUGGUGCAUUUGUGGUAUGAUACAACGUCGUGGAUUUCCACCUUCCCUUUUUUGCUCUAACAAUAGGUUAAGAACGCACGCGAUGUUUUUUGGUUUGUGUAUUCACCAUGAUCUGGAUGUAUCGUCACUUCUCAUUUUGAACGAUCUUGUAUGUACGUUA
Dacryopinax primogenitus is the source of this 1856-nucleotide messenger RNA. Its product is annotated as MFS transporter. NCBI's taxonomy places the organism in Eukaryota, Fungi, Basidiomycota, Dacrymycetes, Dacrymycetales, Dacrymycetaceae. The transcript is spliced from 4 exons. Gene Ontology annotation, biological process: transmembrane transport. Bases 38 to 1654 code for a protein of 538 amino acids. Gene Ontology annotation, cellular component: membrane. Gene Ontology annotation, molecular function: transmembrane transporter activity. The record is from RefSeq and is a predicted model, not a curated record.